GAACAACAAUUGUGCGCCGGCCCCAGGGUACUAACCAGAACUUCUGCCUGACUCUCAAGGCACAAGGCUCAGUACCUGCAGAGGCCUUUUAUCCAUCUAAUGCGGGCAUGGGGACAACAUGUCUUCACCAAGGAAGGCCACAGCACAGUCUGGAAAAGAUACGGAGGGAGAGGACUCUGAUUUGAAAGACGAGAUUUUUUGGGAGAGUUUCCCUUCAACUCAGAAAAGCACACCUAGAUCAGUGACUCCUGAGGUUUUGAGAAAGGAAGAUAUCUCAAAGAAGAUGAAACUCUCUCUUAAGGGUUUCCAAAUUGAUUCUGAAGAUAUUUUAAAAGAUGCUACAGAAAGUGAGAGUGACCCCAGCACGUGGGCCACGAGUGGCUCCUUUCUAAGGGACAAGUGGAGUAGUGAGGAUGAAGAGCUUGCAGGGCCAUCCCAGCCGGUCCCCCCUCAGAUCCACGUUAUGCAAAUUGUUUCUGAAGGGGAGCUAGCUCAGCUGGCUCACGUUCGACCAUUAGUAUUCAAUUUUCAUGAGCAAUCAACCAUCAAGGAUUGUUUUAAAGUGCUUGAGAAAAAAGUAGCAGAAUAUGAAAUCCUCCAGGAAUUCAUGACUUUAGAUUAUAAGAACCUAUCUGGUGAGUUCAACUCUGGGAAUGACCUACGCAACAGAGACAAAAACAGAUAUCGAGAUAUUCUUCCAUAUGAUUCAACACGUGUUCCUCUUGGAGAAAACAAAGACUACAUCAAUGCUAGUUAUGUUAGAAUAACCAAUUCUGGAGAAGAGUAUUUUUAUAUUGCUGCUCAAGGACCACUGCCAAGUACCAUAAAUGACUUUUGGCAAAUGGUUUUGGAAAAUAACUCUAAUGUUAUUGUCAUGAUAACCAGAGAGAUAGAAGGUGGAGUUGUCAAAUGCCACCAUUACUGGCCUGUUUCUAUGAAGAAGCCUUUGGAAUUGAAAAACUGUCGUAUCUUCCUGGAAAACUACCAGAUACUUCAAUAUUUCAUCAUUCGACUAUUUCAAGUUGUGAGGAAGUCUACAGGAACUAGUCACUUUGUAAAACACUUGCAGUUCAUCAACUGGCCAGACCAUGGCACUCCUGCCUCAGUAGAUGGCUUCAUAAAGUACGUGCGUUAUGUGAGGAAGAGCCACCUUACAGGACCUGUCCUUGUUCACUGCAGUGCUGGCGUGGGCCGCACGGGGGUGUUCAUGUGUGUGGAUGUCGUGUUCUGUGCCAUCGAAAAGAACUUUCCAUUCAACAUCAAGAAUAUAGUGAGCCAAAUGCGAGAACAGCGUUAUGGCAUGGUUCAAACGAAGGAGCAGUAUUGCUUUUGUUAUAAAGUUGUGCUUGAAGUUCUUAAGAAGCUUCUGACUUUCGAUUAAGAAAGACUUCUGUUGCCUCACACUUGAAAUUACCAAGUGGCUUGGAGUUUCCUCAUAAAGAACAUGUUCCAGCUGUCCUGACGGGCUUUGCUUAGGCAUACGGUGUGCUUUCUUGGUGUAUCAUUUGACUUUCUUUCUGACAACUCCCUGAAGGCAGCAUCAUUUGGUUUGCAGUGAAUAGUGUUUCCCCAUUAAUCUUACUUAGAUAAUAUAAAAAUAUCUUCCCACAUUUUCCAAUGAAACAAAAGUUGUAUACAAGAAUUGCAGCCUAAUUGGUUGAAGGGAUUACAGAGCCCAAUAAAGGACUUAAACUAUACUCAUUAAGAUUUUAUUUGGACAGGCAGCUAAAGGGAGCUGAGGAUUUCCAGGACUCUAAAAAGCCCCUAUUCCAGGAGAACGUAGGGUCAGUAAAGGGAAGAUCACAUCAUGACCUCUUGGAGGCAUUUUCAAGACAGAUACUUACCUGUGUUUUUUAGCUAGAGUAUGUACUUUUAGCUAGUAUUUGAAUAACUCAGUUCGCUAAUGAGGAGGGAUUAACUUUUUACACAAAUUGGAUUCUGUUUUCCUAUAGUUCCACACUCCUUGGGGGGACCCUAGGGACCUUAGAGGACAAGCUGCCUUUCUAGAGCAGCUGCACAAGGACCUGUUGAUCUGGGAAGUAUUUUGUGGGUGGGCAGAGUUCCUCUGCUCGAUCACAUGAACACACUGGAAAACAGUCCAAAACUAAAAUAGAUGUUUAUAUAGAAAGUCCAAGAGGAAAUUUUUGCCCAGCUUGAGUUCUUUCCUAUCCCACCCUAACACUUAACAUAUUACUCAGUCUGCUUUGUUAAAAUCACAUAUUACAUUUUACUUGCCUCUUACUCGUUGCCCUUUAGCUAACCAAUAAACUUUGAUAUAAGCAUUAUUACAUAACUCUGUGUAUCUCUUACGCCAGAUCUAGUUCUUAAACUAAGAUCGAUGAUAGUUAUUUUUUUGGAGAGUUCCAUUAAAUCAUUUCUUUCCAUUACUGCUCCACCUCUGUUGUAACAUUUAAAAGUUGGCUUUGGGAACCAGAUUUUGGAAAACCAAAUUCAUAGUUGUGAAAAUGAAAACUUCCAUGUUCUCUUUUUGAAGAGAUGUGGCCAAUAUUACAUCUAUCUUAUUAUAGGACUUUGCCUCAUAUAAUUACAGUGAUAUUUUGGUCAAGGAAUUUUAGUGACCAGUUUUACCUGAUUAUAUAUAAAGCAAAUGAUACAUAUCUUUGUACAGUGUGGUUCAACAGAGAUCAGAAUAUUCCAUGUAUUAUAUUGAGAAAAUUUCUAAUAUUAAUCUGUAAAUCUUGAAUUUUAAAGAGGCUUAUUUGUUCCCUUGGCUGAAUGAAUACUUGAAUUAUCUUAGUAAAUUUCAUUUUAAAAAUAAUUACAUGCCAGAAAUAUAUUUUAUAUUAAAUCAAAUUGAUGAUUCUACCUAAUUACAUUGUUCAUAUAAAGAAUAAUCUAUGCUAAACCUUAAUUUCAUUUUGAUGAUUGGACUUUAAUAUUUGUGUCCCUCAUUUUAUUAUUCUGUUAUUGUAAAAUAAUAGAUAUAAUGUACAACAUCAUUCCUGAGAAGGAUUCUAUGGUGUUACUUAAAUGAAAAGACUUACUGUAUAUUGCCUGAAGUAUUUUUAUUAUCUAGGCCUUGAAGUGUACUUAUAAAGAAAAAUGCCACAAUUCUUGAUGGUAAACAUAUUUCUUCUACAAUGUGUGCCUCAUAUUUUUAUAGCUAGAUUAAUUUUUAGUUUUUGAGAGAAGAGAAAUAAGUAAAUAUGGAAAUACUGAUUCCACUUGUUUUAUUUCGUUUUUGGAAAGUGAAUUCCAAAUUGAAAAAGUUUGACUGAUUGAAAUACUAAGUUUCAUACCAACAUUAAAUCAAUCUUUGCCUAGACUAUGGAUAUGAAACUCCCAUUGACACCUUUGUGAGUGUAUGAAUGCUUAGAGGAAUGUGUAAAAUAUUUAAAUAAAAGCAUAUAUGCAUUUAUUAACUUUCAGCUUUAAAUACAUAUUUUUAUGCUUGGUGGACAUACAUGUUGGACCAAAUCUUUUCAGAAAUAAACAUUGUAGGUUUCAUUCUCA
Molecule: messenger RNA, 3474 nt
Organism: Suricata suricatta (meerkat)
Lineage: Eukaryota; Metazoa; Chordata; Mammalia; Carnivora; Herpestidae
Gene: PTPN20
Product: protein tyrosine phosphatase non-receptor type 20
Exons: 10
Coding region: 119-1381 (420 amino acids)
Biological process (GO): protein dephosphorylation
Cellular component (GO): cytoplasmic side of plasma membrane; cytoplasm
Molecular function (GO): protein tyrosine phosphatase activity
Source: RefSeq, a predicted model, not a curated record